Triticum aestivum (bread wheat) is the source of this 2639-nucleotide messenger RNA. RefSeq lists its product as uncharacterized. NCBI's taxonomy places the organism in Eukaryota, Viridiplantae, Streptophyta, Magnoliopsida, Poales, Poaceae. The coding region runs from base 1432 to 1929 and encodes 165 amino acids. The transcript has 3 exons. The record is from RefSeq and is a predicted model, not a curated record.
GAGACGCACACCUCGCUCCUCUCUUCAAGCACCUAUGGGAGCGUCCUAGGGUUUGCAUUCCCAAUUCAUCCCCUCCUGAUUCCUUUGGCUGGUGGAGGGGCAAGGCCGGCGGCGACGUUCGAUCCUUCGCCCAAGUUGCUGGAGCUGAGCGGGCAGGGAGCGUGCCGCGCACCGUGAUGGGUGACCGUGGCGGGGGGAGAUCUGGCGGAUGGCGCGACAACACUGCGCGGGGUGGAUUCGGUGGCGGUCGCAAGGCUCCGCCGCCAAACCAAUCUCGUCAUAUGGUAUGGCAGCGGCCAGAUCCGCCACCGGCGACGUCGGGAGAUUCGAGAUCUGGUGGUGGCGAAGUUGCGGACAGAUGGGAAGCUGCUGCUCGGGCCAUGAGUGAUGCGAGCAAGGAGAAGAUGGCGGGCGCCAAGGAACCGCCUCCACCACCAACAUCUGGGCAUGUGGCGACCAAGGGCAACACCGAGCUCUGCAUCAAUUGCUCCCUCCCAGGUCAUUUCGCUCCUCGUUGCCCUACCAUUCGCUGCGAUAAGUGUAACAAACUAGGUCAUAUGGCUCAACUUUGCCAAGUUCUGAGGCCUUGGGAGUGUACCCCCUUCAUGUGUGGUUUUCAAUCUCCUGGUCAGGGUUUCUUUUAUAUACCUGAUAUGUGUGCAGCUAAGCAUAGUGUGGAAAACCCAAUAAUGUGGUGAUUACUGUAGUUGAAGGGGAUGCUACUGUUAAGGAUAUUGAGCAGGAAUUUAAUGCUAUAUUUGCCAAAAAACCUGGGAAAAGGAAAUGGCGUUGUACUGCCCGUUCUAUUGGCCCUGCUCAAUAUGUGAUGCGAUUUCCUAAUGCUAGUGAAGUUGAGAGAGCAUGCUGUUAUGGGAAACGCUUGCCGCUGAAAGAGGGGAAUAUUGUGGUAUGCAUUACUCCUUGGACCGCUUCGAUUGGAGCUAAAGGCAUGCUGGAAAAAGCGUGGGUUAGGGUUCGCAACAUUCCCAUAGAGAAAAGGUGCACUGAACAUGUGGCUUAUGCCGGGGCUCUAGUGGGGAUUACAUUAGAGGUGGAUGAAUCGACUGUGCAUAAACCAGAGUAUGCUAGAAUUCUUCUUGGCUGCAUAGAUGUUGAGAAAAUCCCUCCUUCAGCUGAAGGAGUGCUGGGAGAGCAAAUAUAUGAUUUCUUUUAUGAAGUUGAAAAAGUUGUGACUAUGGGUGCUGGGAAAAGUCAAGCCUAUACUGCUGUGGACAGCAGUGCAUCACCUUCUGUCCCCAAGAAAGCAAGGAUGGAUUCAUAUCCUGCUUCUUCAACGGGGCAGGGGGAGACUAGUGCUUCCCCCCCCCCCAGAACUAUGAUAAGGGAAUACAGAGGCUUCCUGCAGUAGUUGAGAGUGAAGAAGAGGAGGAUAGUGAGGAAGGUAACACCACAGAGCUUCUGAUUGAGACGAUGGCCAGAGAACAUGCAGCUGAAAAAAUAUCUUAUUGUGGCUCUCAAUCUGAUAAAAGUUCCUGUGACAAAAUGACUGAAGAUCUGGAUAGAGAUGAAAUAAAUGAAUAUCACAGCAAUGUGAACAGCAUACAUAAAGAUUAUGUGGUUUGGCCUUCUCUUCCACAUAUUGUACCUCUUGAGGAGGGAACUGUGGAAGGGGGAGAAAACUGUAGUGUUUAUACAGUUGAAUCUCCUUCUGGAUCACCAAUCCAUGACUGCAUGAGUGGUGAAAAGGAAGUUUCACACAGACAGAAGCAGAAGCUGGAGAGGGUGGAGAAUGUGGCGGCAAACAGAAUGAGGAAACGUAAUUUGGAAGGUCUGCUUAAGGGAGAAGAUAGGGAGAAGCUUCAGGCCGGAGUGAAGAGGCUAGCGCAUGCGGCUGCUGCUCUGGCGGACAGAUCGUUUCCUCGAGGCAGGCUCCUCUUAGGAGACAAUGAGGGGAUCCAGAUUGGAUGAUGAAGUUCUGCGUCUUUUGCUUAGUCAUCUCCCACUGGGGGUGGAUGCCCGCUGGGUCUUUUGUCUCCUAGUUAUUCUCCGUUUAGUUACAGUAAUGUUCCAGCUUGAAUUGUCCUGGGACUUUUUGGAUUCAUAGUUGAGCUGUGGAUGUUUGUGUCGUCAGGUUUUCGUCCCAUGGCGGAUGGUUCGUUCCAGAAUCAUCCUGCGGUGGGUUUUCUGACGAUGCGCCAACUCGCUCUCCCCUUUCGGUUUCAUCUGCGCUCUGGGCGUUUUGCUUCGUUAUGUUAGGUGUGGUGGUUGUACUGCUAGACAUAUUUGGCUACAAAAACUGCUGUAUUUUCGUUGAUUGAAAAACUAAUGGAAAGGGGUGAGAGCCCGGUUGGAAAAAUGAACAAGUUCUUAGUCCUUAGGGGGAAACAGUAUAUAUAAUCUUGUGCUUCUCGUGAUGAUUCCGGUAUAUAUAAUAGUUAGUGGAUUUUUCACUCAAGCUUGUUUCUCUCUUUUGCCACUUUGGUCUAGUUGGGCGCUGUAAAUGCAUGCGCUCGAGUGUUAGCAACAUUAGGAUGUCUUUUCUUACAUCAACAUUAGAGGCUCCAUAGCCCGUACUAGUUGGCACUUGGCCAUAUUCAUCUGCAUGAUGCAUACUUCCUGAGUACAACUUUUCUGAAAACACUUGCUGUCAAGUUAACUCUUGCUUAUUCAUAAUUUCA